Molecule: messenger RNA, 689 nt
Organism: Morone saxatilis (striped sea-bass)
Lineage: Eukaryota; Metazoa; Chordata; Actinopteri; Moronidae
Product: GTPase IMAP family member GIMD1-like
Exons: 3
Coding region: 9-689 (226 amino acids)
Molecular function (GO): GTP binding
Source: RefSeq, a predicted model, not a curated record
UCGUCGAAAUGGAACACGGUCGCUAUGGCAACGACCCCUUCGGAACCCUCGGCGACAGUGGGCGGAAUGUUCUGGCCCUGAAUGUGCUGUUGCUAGGCGAACGGCAGAGUGGGAGGAGCUCUGUGGGGAAUGCUCUGAUUGGUGGAGAGGAUUUCCAAACAGGCGCCUGCGUUUCUGAUGUUUCCGUGACGACCAACCACGAGCUCCGCAGCCGAAACUUCCCGAGGUACUUCAGACGACAGGGGGCGGAGUCCGACCUCACACUGAGAGUGGUUGACACGCCCCCUGCUGCUGUGCCCCGCCCACAGAGCGGCGUGCAGGAGCUCUUCCCUGAGGGCGUGCACGUUCUUGUGCUCGUUGUGAGAGCGGACCGACCGCACAGCAACACACACCUGGAGGAGCAGGUUGAGACUCUCUUUGGUCCUGAAUGGCGGCGUCACGCUUUGCUCGUUCUCACGUAUGCUGACUGGCUGAAGGAGGCGGGGCUUCACCAGUCAGUCUACCUAACGCAGGCCAAUGAUUGGCUGAGAGCUCUGGCUGAGGAGGUGGAGGGAGGAGUCUUCUUCUUGGACAACAGCUGCGGUUGGCCGUCAAUCCGAGGACGACCGCUGAGAGACCGACUGCUCUGCCUCUCGGCGAGGAACCAUCACGGAGCUCUGACCAUCAGGACGUCUCACUCUGGACUUUAA